Molecule: messenger RNA, 1943 nt
Organism: Dothidotthia symphoricarpi CBS 119687
Lineage: Eukaryota; Fungi; Ascomycota; Dothideomycetes; Pleosporales; Dothidotthiaceae
Exons: 4
Coding region: 39-1769 (576 amino acids)
Biological process (GO): regulation of DNA-templated transcription
Molecular function (GO): DNA-binding transcription factor activity, RNA polymerase II-specific; zinc ion binding
Source: RefSeq, a predicted model, not a curated record
CGGCAUUAUAACAUAGCGCUACUCAACGCGUACUUGUCAUGAUACCCAACACCUCUGUCAUUGAAUUCCCCAGUCUGAAACGAACACAGAGAUAUGGCGCCAAAGUGAAGACUGGCUGUCGAACGUGCAAAAUUCGACGCGUUAAGUGCGAUGAAAAGAAACCACAAUGCACAAAAUGUACGAGUACAGGCCGCAGAUGCGAUGGCUACAAUCAAGAUGCAAGCUCCCACGCUGUCGUUCCCAGUCAAUCUUCCAGUCUCCAAAGUGCCAUUCCGAUGCUGUCUGGUCUGGGUGACAGUGUUGUCUACCUAGAGUUCUACUAUCACUGUGCUAGUCCAACAUUGGCCAGUGGCUUCGACCGCGAGUUUUGGUCCCGUAUAGUCCUUCAGAUGGCCCAAUCAGAGCCUGCUGUUCGACAUGCUGUAAUCGCAUUGGGUUAUCUUGCUAAGACCCAGACGGGUAGCUUGAGGCAUGCUCGCUCUGUCUCUGUCAUCGACAAGACUCUACUCCUUCAUUACAACAAGGCGGUUCAACAUCUUGUCGCUCGUAUCAGCGACUACUCGUACUCCAUAGAAGUUGGACUUGUUGCUUGUCUGCUAUUCAUCUGCAUCGAGUUUUUGAGAGGCGAUACCCAUUCUGCAUUGAGACACCUUCAAAGCGGACUCAAGAUCAUCGUCGAGCGGCGAGGGAAUCUAGAUACUCAGCAAGUUGGUCCGCUGUGUCCAUCAUCUUCUAUCACAUUAGGGGGGGAAACGGUUGGUCCGCGCAUAAUUUCAGAUAACCUGAUUCCUAUGUUCAUCCGAGCCAUGGGGACUGGGCUCAUGUUCGGCGCACCUUUCGAGCCUGCCCUUGAACCUUUUUGCCCUCGGCCGCAGGGACCCCGAAACCGGCCAUUCACAAGUAUCGUAGAAGCUCAAUCCGCGAUCUAUGAGCUCCGGAAUGCAACCGUAGUGUUGAUCUCGAUCAUUUUCAGAAAGCUUAGUUCAAGAAUUCAACCUUCGAUCAAAGAUUUGCAAUAUCGCGGCUAUCUUCUGACUUGUCAUGAGUCUUGGCUGCUCAACCUGCAGAUCUUUCAAGGGGGUGGGGAGUUAUCGAACGAGGAAAAGGUCAUAGCAAGCUCACUCAAAGUAUCACAUUACUGCACUUACUUGGCCUUGGCAGGCGCUGUCGAUAUCCAUCAAACCAUCUUUGAUGCACAUAUCUCCAACUUCAGAUCCCUGAACUAUCACGCGAAGAUUGUGCUGGACUCCAUGAAUUUAUGCAUCCCAUCAGUACCGUCCGAAUCCUCCGCUACAGCUUCGGGCUCCAGAUACUUAUCUGGCAGAAGAGAAACAACAUUGGCAUCCGCCAGAAGCUACAGGCAGGCAGGCGCUCACUUCACUUUCGAAGCCUCGAUAAUCUUUCCACUGUAUUUCGCGGCCACCCGAUGUCGCUGUCCUAUCACUCGGCGUGCAUCAGUUUCUCUCCUUGAAAGGAAGCCGCCACGAGAAGGUCCCUCGGACGCCCAGCAGAGCGCCGUAGUAGCAAGGCGCGUCAUUGAAGUUGAGGAAAGUGAGGUGGAUGAAAACACAGGGAGGCCAGUGCAAGAGAGUCGGCUUGUGUGUCCGGUAUUCGAGUUCGAUAUGGACAAAAAUGGUGGAUUCUGGGGUAGUUUUACGUCGGUAGCUUGGAUCUUGAGGGGUAGAGAUCCAUUGGAUCCGCUCCGUCGUGUUGGUGAUAGGAAUUCGAUGCAUGUUUGGGGGGAAUGGGACGAAUGGUUCGUGAUGUAGUUGACACAAAGGGCUACAUGUUCUUACUUUUUUCAUGCUUCCCCAUUCGGUUGUAUCUUUUGCACAAUGUCAUAUUCGACUCAAACAGCAGUUGAAUGUUAUAGUUCUAGCUGAUGGGCUUGAGAAGGGUACAUGAAACUGGAUAUUUUAUAUAUUCACUGAAACACAUCAACC